This is a messenger RNA of Suillus bovinus, 894 nucleotides long. RefSeq lists its product as uncharacterized. The record is from RefSeq and is a predicted model, not a curated record. Bases 1 to 894 code for a protein of 297 amino acids. Lineage: Eukaryota; Fungi; Basidiomycota; Agaricomycetes; Boletales; Suillaceae. The transcript is spliced from 11 exons.
AUGACACAAUCGAAACUUGGCUGCGUUUUCGCAGUUGCCGCCUUUGUUGGAGUGACGUAUGACUGGGCACUUACUUUUGGACAAGAGGUUGAAUUGGUCUGGGUGCGCUACCUUGGAAUCUUAUUUGCUGCCCAGUCUUCCGACCAUCUUGCUGACAGAUACAGUCGGAUUAUAUACUUCAUAUGGAAUUGGAUAGGUGUUUUGGUAUUUGCGAUGCUGUGGGUCAUCAUCAUCACUCGGUUGCAUGCCAUGUAUCAAGGAUCCAGAAAGAUCCUGAUAUUUCUCAUUGCCACCUUCCUGGCUGUCAACGUUUUUGACGGAGUGGUCGCCAUAAUAAUAACGAUGCAUACUUCAGGGGAGGAAUAUAUUCUCUCCGGCACUUAUAUGUGCCAGUGGAACUAUCCGGAAUAUGUCUUACUUCUGGGUUCCAUUACUUGGAUACUCGCAACUGUGUGGGAGGUCCUCGCACUAUGUCUCGCAGUCUGGAUUGCUGUAAAACACUUCCGUGAGCUGCGACGUUAUUCGGCAGGAGGGAUUAUCGGAAACUGUUUCUCGGUGUUGAUCAAAACUCACAUGGCAUACUUUGCGAGCUUUGUUGCUGUUUCUUGCUUCCAGCUCAUUUUUCAAUUAUCUCCAACAAUCUUGGCGGGCCAAAAUCUCCUAAAAGCUCAGACCCUUAGUGGCUUGAUUCAGAUUUCGACAGUCGUGCAGAUGUUUGUGCUGGGACCACGCCUGAUCCUCGGCGUUCGAGAAUACCACGCUAAGCUCGUGGCCAACUCCGACGCAGCAUCUCCUAUGACUUCUAUCGCUUUCCAGGAGCGCGUGCAUGUGUCGACUAACAGUAGAAGCAGGGAAAUUUGUGUCACGGCUUUCUCUCCAUUCCAAGCCUCGUAA